Arctia plantaginis is the source of this 1092-nucleotide messenger RNA. The record is from the annotation of a GenBank genome assembly. NCBI's taxonomy places the organism in Eukaryota, Metazoa, Arthropoda, Insecta, Lepidoptera, Erebidae.
AUGAAAUUGUUGACUGUAAUUUUCGCCCUAAUUCUGGCCGUAUCUGGUCGGAUAUUUAAUAACCCAUCAAUAGAGAAGUAUGUGAAUUCAGCGGAAACUUACCAAUCAGGGCUCGAGCAUCAACAAAGUGGGUUGUAUUCUAGCCAAUCAAAUCAAUAUUCGGGACACGAAGUAGCCAAUACUAGACCCGAUGGAAAGAAAACAGCUAAGACCUUGUCAUACCAUGCUGAGAACGAGGGACACCACUAUCGUUACGCCUAUGAGACUGAUAAUGGAAUAAGAGUUCAAGAAGAAGGUAAAAUAGAAAAAGGAACUUCAGCUCACGGUGCUUUCUCCUUCAAAGGCGAUGACGGCCAUGAAUACACCAUCACCUAUACCGCCGAUGAGAAUGGUUUUAGGCCAUCAGGUGAUCACUUACCGACCUCUCCACCCAUUCCUGAGGCUAUCCUGAAGAGUUUAGAGAAGAACGCUAAGGAUGAAGCUGCUGGUAUUUUUGAUGAUGGAAAAUAUCAUGAACAUCAAGAGCCGAAACAUCAUGAACAUCAACAAAUCGAAAGUGGACAUCAAUCUUUGGAAUUCCAUUCUUCAGGUAAUUCUGGUGCCAACUCAGCCUACUUUGGUCAAGCCGCAACACAGGAAUCCAAUUUAGGUCAUCAAGAAUCAUCAUCCCAAUCAAGUGCCAGCUCAUCUUACUAUUCACCGUCUAGCCAAUACGAAUCUUCCUCAGCUUCCUCAUCUUCAGGUCAAGGGUUUGAUUCGGGGUACGGAUCUUCAUCAGGUUUUGCACCUAGUUUAGGACAUCAAUCAUCAUCAGGUCUUGAAAGUAGUUUAGGCCACCAGUAUACACGUAAUGAAGCUAGCUUAGGCUAUCAGUCGUCUUCAGGUAAUGAAGAUAACUUAGGUCAUCAGUAUUCUGAGAGUCACGGAGCUAUGAAUUAUCAGUCCGCUUUAGGACAAGGGUCAGGUUUUUCCAGCGGAAAUUACAGAUUUAGAACGCCGUCUGGUUUUGUCUCAUCUGCCUCACAUGGCGGAAGUGCAGGGCAUUUUUCUGGUAUGAGUUAUCUUCCCCCCCCAGGUUAUCACAGGCAAUAA